UCGUCGAACAGGAAACAGUUGACAGCUAGGAACAUUCUAAUCUUAAAAUGAAAUGUACACAUUCGUUCGAGGUUCGAGGAGAAAUACUUUAACGUUAGCAAGAUCGGUCAUUUACGGGAUCCCAUUAGCAGUGACCAAACACAAAGACGAUGACACAGCCGGCAGACUCUAUUUUACAUAGCGGUUACUUUCACCCCAUUCUGCGACACUGGCAGUCCUGUGCUUCAGACCUUAGACCAGAUAACCUCAUAUAUCCUAUCUUCAUUACUGACAGUCCUGAUGCAGUGGAACCAAUUUCAAGUCUUCCUGGUCAAGCGAGAUAUGGUGUAAAUAAGAUAGAGGGUUUACUUCGUCCCCUUGUGGACAAAGGUCUGAAGUGUGUGCUGAUUUUUGGAGUUCCUGCAAAAGUUGCGAAGGAUGAAAGGGGCUCUGGGGCGGACACAGAUGACACUCCUGCAGUGCUGGCUGUGAAGAAACUGAGAAGCACAUUCCCUGACCUUUUGUUGGCCUGUGAUGUGUGUCUUUGCCCUUACACCUCUCAUGGCCACUGUGGAAUCAUGAGUGAAGGUGGCAGCUUGGAUAAUGCUGCAAGCUGUUUAAGGCUGGCUGAAGUAGCUCUGGCUUAUGCUCAAGCAGGAUGCCAUAUCAUUGCCCCUUCUGAUAUGAUGGAUGGACGAAUUGCAGCCAUUAAGCAAGCUCUAAUCGCCAAUGAUCUUGGCAACAAGGUGUCAGUGCUGAGCUACAGUGCUAAAUUUGCCUCAUGCUACUAUGGACCAUUCAGAGAUGCUGCACAAUCUAAGCCUGCUUUUGGAGACAGACGAUGCUAUCAGCUGCCACCUGGUGCCAAAGGACUAGCACUGCGGGCCUGUGACCGGGAUGUUAAAGAAGGUGCUGACAUGCUGAUGGUGAAACCUGGAUUACCAUACCUUGAUAUUGUGAGAGAGGUUAAGAAUAAGCACCCUACUCAUCCACUGGCAGUGUAUAAUGUAUCAGGUGAGUUUGCCAUGUUGUGGCAUGGAGCUGAAGCUGGAGCUUUUGACCUGCGCACUGCAGUUAUGGAGGCCAUGACUGCUUUCCGUCGUGCAGGAGCCGACAUCAUUAUCACCUACUACUGUCCACAAUUACUCACAUGGUUAACAGAGUAAAAUGUUGGUUCUCCAAUAUGAAUGAACUUGGAUAAUACCAAAUCUACUAUCUCACCCUGAGACUGAAAAUUAUGACUUGUAUUAAAUCUGAUAUGCAAAUAUUACUACACAGAUCAAUAGCUUUUUUCCCCCCACAUUUUCUAAUUAGAUUUAUGUGUCUAGAUAUAAAGAUAUUCAAUCAGCUUUGGUUUUUAUAAUUUUCUGUCAUUUUGGCAAGUGCAGAUGUUAAAUUGGUCAUUGUUUUCCAAAAUAUGAUUGAUUACAUCACAGAUUUGUUGUAAUUUUAAUUGAGCUUCUGUUACACUAGCAAUAGACUUCAGGUUUGUAAUUACAGAAUUUUUUUUCAAAUCAGUGUACUAAUAAUCACAUUAACAUAGGAAGUCCUGUUGGCAUUUCGAGGGCUUGGAACCAGAGGGGCGUAAGUG
Messenger RNA from Carassius gibelio (silver crucian carp), 1570 nucleotides. Its product is annotated as delta-aminolevulinic acid dehydratase-like. Bases 150 to 1145 code for a protein of 331 amino acids. Gene Ontology annotation, biological process: heme biosynthetic process. The transcript has 12 exons. Gene Ontology annotation, cellular component: cytosol. The record is from RefSeq and is a predicted model, not a curated record. Gene Ontology annotation, molecular function: porphobilinogen synthase activity; zinc ion binding. Lineage: Eukaryota; Metazoa; Chordata; Actinopteri; Cypriniformes; Cyprinidae.